UGGUAUGUGUGGGCAGAGCUCUUGUUUUGGGACACCUCUGCACUUAUUUUCACUGUCGUGUGAGUGCUAGGGAUACCUUAGCUUUGUUGUGGUCGUCGUGGACCACUUCAUGAACCCCCGGAAUUGGUCCCAAAGGUAGUAAAAAAACAAGCCGUUCAGCUGGACCGAAUCGGCGCCUUUUCAUCCGCCGCGCACAAGAGCAACCUGCCGUCGUAUUGCUGAGGGGAGCAGCAGGAGAAGGGAUGGACCACUCUCCAAUCUCAUUCGUGUGUGCCGUUGCGGUCACGGUUGGCUUGGUGGACGCUUGUUCAGUGGGAGCGGGCAGCAGGAGCAACCACAUCAUCGUCUCCGCCCCCACGUGGGUGUCUCCGCGGACGGCGGUGGUGCCACCAGCAGGAAGCCAAGGCGACGGCGCACUGCAUCAGCUAGUCUGGACCACCAGCACCACCAGCGCCCGAAGCGAUGGGUGCGAGGCUACGCCAAGUUCUCCACAGAGUGGUGGUGGGUUUUGUCGGGAAAACCCGCUCUGGACCAAACAUGAGUCCGCCGUGUGGGUUAGGGGCGGGGCAAGCGACGGCGGCGGCGCCAACGGCGGGGGCGCUGAUCCAAGCGGCAAGCAGGCGGUCAAGCCAGGGUCGCCAUCAAAGGUUGCCGCGGAGAAGAGCGGGCCCGCACGGGGUGGGGGUGGAGGCGGGGGCGUGUGGGGCAGCGUCGCGAGAGCAUGGAGGGCGGUCCGUGGGGGGCGGCCGCACAACAACGGCAGCAACAACGGGGCAUCCUCGGCUGCAGCAGACCCCAAGGCUAGUAGCUGCGGCGGGUCCCAAAAUUUAAAGGUCGGGGGCGGGGCUGCAACUUCUCGCGAUGCAGGGGGGGAAACAGGUUCGAGCGGGGCAUCGCCAUCAGGGUCCGGUUCAGGUGCGACGACGAGGUCAGGCAAGGCUAGCAGCAGUCGGAGAACGAAGAGGAAUAGCAGCAAGAAGCGCUCGUUCCCCGGAGAAAGAACCGGCGGGGAGAAGCAGCAGCAGCGCGCACCGUAUUCGACAUCUAAUAGAAGAAACGUCUACGGCGCGGCUGCGACCGCCUCGCCCCACUGGCAACCACAGCCGCAGCGAAAGCCGGGAAGCUUUGUGGUCUAUUCUGCAGAGCGGGAACGCAGGGAGGUGGAGGUCAGGGACGCGCUCGUCCGGGCAGAGGGGGAGGUGGGCGAGGAGCAUCCGAGAGUUGCCACGCUCCUGUUUCUCCUGUCACGUAUAGUGCAGGAGAGGGGAGACUACACCGAGGCCGAGGAACUCUGUACCAGGGCGCUGAACAUUUACGAGGCGGCGUUGGGCCCAGAACACCCGGAUGUCGGUGUGGCUUUGAACUGCCUCGCAAUGUCGUGGCAGGCUCAGGGGAAGCUUAUGGAGGCCGAGCCGCUGCACAAGAGGGCGCUCGAUAUCGCGCGAAGCACCACCGGCCCCGGCCACCCCACGGCCGCCUACUCGCUUCACGGACUAGCAGUCUUGGCACAAGCCCGAGGGAGGUUCGAUGAGGCGGAAACGCUGUUCCGAGAAGCCCUGGGGAUCAACGAGCGGGCCCACGGUAAUCGCCACCCGGAGGUGGCCUCCUGCCUCAACAGCCUCGCUGCCCUUUUGCAGGCUCGAGGAAGCUACGACGAAGCAGAAAUCCUCUUCACGAGAGCGCUGGAAGUGGACGAGGCGUGUUUUGGGUUGGAGCACCCCCGGGUAGCGGCGGGUUUGCACAACCUGGCGGCGUUGUUGCAGGCACAAGGGAAGCACGAGGAGGCUGACAGGCUACAGAGUCGAGCGCUAAAGACAUGGGAGAGGGAGUACGGCCCGGAACACCCCAAGCUUGCGGCGUUUCUGAACAACCAGGCAACGCUCCGCUUGGCACAGGGUAAGCCCGACGAAGCGGAGAAGCUGGGGCUGCGCGCCCUGUACAUCGUGGAGAAGGCGUACGGACCGGUGCACCCUGAGAUCGCGACGUGCCUCAACAACCUCAGCGCCUUGCUACAUGCGAGAAGGCGAGAUGACGAGGCUGAGCCACUAUGCCGCAGAGCGCUCCAGAUCUCGGAACAGAUCUACGGCUCAAACCACCCCAAGAUCGCUACCUGCCUUAACAACCUGGCUACUCAGGUGCAGGCAAGAGGGGAGUUCGAGGAAGCGGAGGAGAUGUUCACAAGGGCUUUGGACAUCGGCAGGCAGAUGUACGGCCCGUCCCACCCCAACGUGGCUACAGGUCUCUCGAAUCUCGCUGGGCUCUUGAGAUGUCAGGGCAAGCUGGACGAGGCCGAGCCGCUGUAUCGGAAGGCGGUGGAAAUCGGCGAGACCGUUCUGGGACCUGACCACCCCGACCUGGCCACUUGGCUCAAUAACCUGGCUACGCUAGUGAGGGAUAGGGGAGACCCGGAUGCCGCUGAGCCUUUGCAAAGGAGAGCGCUCGCCAUAGGGGAGAAAGUGCUGGGACCGGCUCACCCGGACUUGGGGGCGCAGGUUAUCAACCUGGCCUCACUGCUGAGCGCACAAGGGAAAACCGAGGAGGCGGAGGGACUGUUCAUUAGGGGUCUGGCUACGCUGGAGGCGGCUCACGGUCCCGAGCAUCCCGACGUCGCGGCCGUGCUGAGCCACUACGCAUCGAUGCUACAUCAAGAGGGGCGAGACGCGGAGGCGAAGGAGCUCAUCAAACGGGCGCUAGCGACCGUGGAGAGAUUCUUCGGCCCUUCACACCCCAUCGCCGUGCAAUUGCGAGCGAUCCUCGAACCGGGAGGAUGGGGCGCGGAUUGAACGACGGAGACCGAUGGCGUUCUAUCGUCCCGUCCCUACGGGGUGCUGCGUGGCGCGUACAUUUCACGGGACGCGUCGCUAGAGGUUUUCCGGCCGUUCGCACCCAGCAGAAUAUCGUGCAGACGACCUGGGACUUAUCACGUAAAGUGGAAGGCGCGAUGAUAGUUGCCGGUCACCGGGGCGCGCCUUUGCGGCAUCAAGUGUGCUACGAUCUGCGACAAUUUCGUGGUUUAGGGUUGAUACGUCGGAAAUAUUAUGUUUAGGGAGCCCUGAACUGGAUUUGAUCCUUGUUUUUCUUGUCUAGAGGGGUGCGUGUUGUCCUGUGAUCGAUAGAUGAUCACUAGGGUUGAGCCACGCCCGUUUGAUAUUGUUUGGUAGAGGAGGGAGCAACGUUGCUUGCGACUCCGGAGGAGUAUCGAUACGCCCAACGAUGAUGUUGGGACAUUCACAAGACGAGGUGUACAUACCUUGGGUAGCAAACUCCUGUGGCAGUUGAAUAGGCGAUCGCCCCGUCACCCCCUUGCCCCUUCAGACGAAAAAGUCUCAGAUUAGAGUUGAGACCUCCUUUGACUCGUUCCACUCUGCUAUCCAACAAAGCGUAGCGUCUUUUGGCCGUGAGAAGUGUUGUUCGACAGCUUCAACCUUCCCGACGUAUGAAUAUCAAUGAAUUAGUUCCUCGAGUUGGGUGUGUGCCAUGCCUUUGUUGGGUAGGGUUUGUGGGUAGCAUUCGUUGGGGGAAUAUACCUUGCGUGCAGCAACUGCAGCUUGCUUGAUGAAGCCUUUUUUGCAAUCCCUUUGUGGGUUUGUUUGAAGCGAUGGUCGACACGUGAGGGCCGGACAUGACGUCAACAUUGGACGUGCUCACUCUGCCACAACCAAGCACCUUCUUGCGCAAGUUUCCGCUUGCGCUACUGUCCCAGGUGACCGCCUUCGACGUACAUGUAGUUUGUCGGCGUGCGAACAACCGCCUGAAACGC
Molecule: messenger RNA, 3760 nt
Organism: Ectocarpus sp. CCAP 1310/34
Lineage: Eukaryota; Phaeophyceae; Ectocarpales; Ectocarpaceae
Source: the annotation of a GenBank genome assembly